AACCGAAUUUUUUCAUGGGCGGUUGAGAAGCCGGAGAGAGCUAUCACGCCGCCGUUCAUUUCCCCAAUCCCCUCUCCCCCUGCGAGUUUUCCCAUCUUCGCGGCCCACGAGCGCCGCCGCCCUCACCUGGUCUUGCGCGCCCGCUCGCUCGACGGGCUCAUCGCGGACGGGACGAGCUGCGGCGGCGGCAGGAGGGCCGGAGACCAUCGGUGUGAUCCUGUUCUCAAGUCCACAAGACGAGUUCAGCGCCCGCCACCUGUUCGACGAAAUGGACAAGAAAGCAGCCGGCACCCGCGAGGAUCCCUUCCGCGUCCUCCCCGACGACGUGCUCGACCACAUCCUGUCCUUUCUGCUGGGGGAUGAUGCCAUGCAGACCUGCGUGCUCAACACCCAGUGGCACGACCUCUGGAGGCGCAAAACCAGCCUGCGCUUCAUCCUUGACGAAUGGUCAAGUUACAGCACCCAGCGUUUCAAUCAGUUGGUGAAGCUGAUAAUCCACCUCAGGGGCGAUGCAUCCCUGACCGACUGCCAGAUCAAUCCCUGUGGUGAUGUGGGCCAUUGUGAUUUCUCACAAACCAAGCUGUUGAUUGAGUACGUUCUAAAGUGCCGGGUUGAGGAUCUCUUAGUUUGCGCCGGUGAGUAUGUGCACGAUCCAUUGCUGCUCGAAGCACGUCUCAUCUCCCGCCACUUGAGGACCAUAGAAUUUGGAAAUGUUGACCUCAUAGAUUCCUCACUAGAUUUCUCGGGCUGCCCGGUAUUAGAGGAGCUAGCGAUAGAAAGUUGCUGCGUUGGCACAAGGAAGAUAUGUUCUAGAUCACUAAAGCAUCUGCGGUUCACUGGGGAUUGUAUCUUCUCUAAUGAAAUCCACAUUGAUAUUGCUGCCCCGCGUCUUAUCUCACUGGAACUAGGUAAUUUUCUGAACUUGUCUCCUUCCCUUGAAGAGAUGCCAUUACUGGAAAAGGCAUCUAUUUUGCUUGGCGAUGAGUGUUGCAAUGUCUGUAAAAGUGACGAGGAGGAUUUUAGUGAUCUUACAUGUGGAUGUGCUAACAAGAAGUGUCUGCUUCUCAACGGAUUGUCCAAUGCUGUUGAUUUGAAAUUGAUUGCUGCGCCUGAUUUGCUUAUUUUCAAAAGGGAUUUGGAAUGGCGCCCUAAAUUUGACAAAUUAAAGACUCUGGUACUCAAUGAUUGGUUUACGGCUAUUGACCUAGUUUGCAUUCUCCAACACUCGCCAAAUCUUGAGAAGUUCACUCUUAAGAUCGAUUUCCCUGAGGUUCCAUCCACUGAUUGGGACUAAGAUGUGAGCUCGGUCAUGAUGUUCGUCUGCAGAUUUAUAUAUGUUUCUCUAAAGAGUCGUCUGUAAUGGUGCCAUGCGUUGGUGGUUAGCUUGUUACCGUGAUGUUCAGUUUCUCCUUCCCAUCUAUUGUCUCUGCUGGAAAUCUGUUGUUGUGGUUUCUUUUGUGCAAUUUUGCACAAACGGUCUAAAUUUUGUUGAAUUGGGAAUGUGCAACUUAGCAAAAUGAUGUCCGUCAGAACAUUGCUAUAUUUUUAAUGGAUGUUUGGAAGCGCA
Aegilops tauschii subsp. strangulata is the source of this 1567-nucleotide messenger RNA. NCBI's taxonomy places the organism in Eukaryota, Viridiplantae, Streptophyta, Magnoliopsida, Poales, Poaceae. The record is from RefSeq and is a predicted model, not a curated record.